AUGAAUUUUCCUGAGGACCUGAAUUUUCAGCAGUAUUGCAUUGAAACACACGGAUCAAUCGAAAUUUUAAUCGAUAAAGCCAAGAAUGGCGAAAUCGUUGCCCAAGCAGAUCUGGGGAUAGCGUACUCGGAAGGUUUUGACGAUCUAUUGCCGAAAGACGAUGAUAAAGCAAUUGAGUGGCUCAGCGCUGCUGUUGAAAGCGGUUAUGAAUUACCUAGCUACCUUGUAAAACUUGGGGAAUUACUAGAUCGGAAAGGAACGACUCUAUAUCAGCGAAAGGCGUUCGAGCUAUACCACAGGGCGGCAAAAUUGGGGAACACAAAUUCACAACUCAAUCUUGCGGAAAUGUACCGGUACGGAGUUGAAGGAGUCGUUAAGGAAGAUCUUACAGAAGCAUUUAAAUGGUUUAAAAUUGCCGCUGAUGAAGAUGGGACUAUUAAUGGAAAGGGUGGGGGGCCUUUCGGUCUGUCUCAUUUGUUGGCUGGAACUAUGCGUAAAAUAGGAAACGUCAUCGAUGGCAGAAGAUAUACGGCCCUGAAACUUCUAUAUAAGUACUACCGCAUAGGGGAAUGUCCAGAAGGCAAACCACAACCAACGAAAGCCGUUUACUAUUUGACCAGAGCAGCUGAACAAGGUGAUACUGAGGCACAGCUACAGCUGGGACAAAUCUACAUGACCGGAAGUUGCGAGCAAGUCAAAGAUAUGUCAAGGGCAAGAAGAUGGCUGAGGAAAGCUUCAGCUAGUGGUGAUGACAAGGCAAAAGAGGUAAGCGACAUGGAUAAAACAGUCCAGGUGUAGUUAAUCGAUAGAAAUCGAUAUCAGAAAUCAAUUGAUAUAAUUUGCCGAUUGUUUUUGGUUGAUAUCGGAUAUCAUUAGAAAUCAAACUCAUAGCAAAAAUAAUUUAUCAAUUCUCAUCGAUUAAAAAAUUGAUAUUAUUAUUCAUUCAAAAUAUUUCCCCGAUUCUGAUUGGCAAAAAGCACACGCAUAAUUCACCAUAACUAGCUACUGAUGACUAAAUUUGGCAGAAUUUCGCGAUUAAUCAACCGAUGACGUCAAAAGUACAGCUUCCUUGCAGGUUAAUGCACUGUUAACCAACUAUACCUGGGGUCAAGGUUGAGUUGUUUUGGUUUUGAAAACAAAAAUGGCGGACAUUUUACUCGUUUCAAGAGUAAGAACUAGGCAAAAUAAUAGCUAAAAACAUGGCAAAAACAGCAAGAAGACAACUCGAAGGGAGACAUCUGCUAUUUGAAGACGUGCACUAUCGCAGAUGAACUUAACAUCAAGGGAGGUAAGCAUGUUUUAAUUAGCUGUGUUUUUAAACUAGGAAUUAUUUUGAAUGAAUAAUAAAACAAUUAUUGUAUUCGGCUUUCGUAUCAUAUGAAGAAUGAUGGAGAUCUCGGUGGGUGUUAUCUGUUGAGGCCAUAGGCAAUCUCGAUAAUUCUUCAUAAGAUACUCAGCCUCAUUCAUUAAUUGUUAAGUAAUCGAUAGUCAUAUGUAUAUUUUAUAUUAAUUUUUAUUAAAGAAUUUCUCAAAUUUACAUACAAAAUAUAAGUUAAGAAGAAAAGGAAUAAGCAAUAAUCUUUAGGAGUAAAAAAAAGGGGGUUGUUCAGACAUUCUGAACAUGACAAAUUUUAUGCUAUUUGACGAACAACACCAUUGAAUGAGAUGGGCUUUAGCUUAACACAUUUUAUUUUUGACUUCAGCAACUACUUCAGGCAUAGUCUUCAUUGCAGUCUAUUGUUUUUCGUUUUAACCAGUGUUUAUAGCUCUUGAAACAUGUCCCUUCAAUCCAGCGCCAUCAGCUGCAUGUUGCAGUUCUUUUCUUGCAAUCUCUCUGAGACUGGAGUUCAGUUCAAUGUAGUACAUGUAUAUACAUGGGCAUUGAAGUCCUCCAGAUCACUGCCAUCUUUUGGCAUAAGGGAUUGUUCUUUGUUUGGUGAAAAUUCAUAGCAUUUAGUUCCUGUACAACAUCGUGUUAAUGUUAAACUUUUACUCGGUGUCUUUUGUGAUAAUAAUCUAUGGUAAUCGAUAAUAGUCAAUAAAUUAAUUAUUAUAAAUUUCUAUCAGAAGUCAAUUUUAAUCAAUGCAAAGUCACAACUGUUUUCAUUACCGAUUUUUAUCAAUCGACAUCGGAAAUCAAUAUCUUGCACAGAUCGAUAUUAAUUUUAUUAAUAUUAUAUCCAUUUAGAAAUCACUGGUGAUCUCUGCAAUAUGAUUGGCUCUCAGCAGUGUUAUUUGUUUACGAAUCACACUAUUUUUUGCUCUAAAUCACAUUUGUUCUAAAUCAUGUCAUUUCUGUUUUAAGUCGCACCAUUUUCGCUCUAUAUCGCAUCAUUUUUGUUUCAAGCACAAAAUGAGAUGUAAAAGCCUUUUUGUUUCCACUUUCCUUUCAACAAACCAGCUACUAGAUCAACAAAAUAUUGGUACAGUUGAACCUCUCAGUACGGACACCUCUCUAAUAAGGACGCCUCUCUAUUACAGACAGUUUGCAAUGUCCCGACAAAAUUCUCAUAUAUUUUCUGUAAAAAAAAAACUAUACUACAGAUUCUCUCUAAUAUGGACAAUGCACACUAAAUCUCGGCCCCAGAGAGUAAAUUCAUAUAAACUUAACCUCUCUAUUAAGGACACUGCGCUGAUUAGGUGAAUCUACACAGUGUGAAUCCUGUCUAGUCUGGCUGAUGAGCUACACUGUAUGCAAGGUGAUUUAAAGCCCAGUUGCUGUACACCAAUCAACGAUUUGCGAAAGGUGUACAGAGGAACAUAACCAACUUUUUGAAGGCUUCAAUAACUACAGAUAGCAUAAAUAUCUUUUCUAUUACAUUUUGUACUCUAGAUACGUUUUACUGUACUUGCAAAAUAGCAAAAGAUGCUUUCAGAAUUGUGCUUUGCGUUGCAACUUUUUACAUGCAGCAUUGCGCUGUAGCUCGUUUCGUUUUAAAACAGUAAUUUGUCUUUAGCUGAGAUGUACAGUGUUGUAUGCUACUGAAAGAUAGUGUCUUUAUAGUGUGAAUUAAUAACUUUAAAUGCAGUUUAAAGAUGAGUGUAAUCCUGGUUUUAGCUACUGAACCCUUAAAACUGUAUGUGGAGUCAUAAAAGUGAUGUCAUCAUAGUGACCUCUUUUAUACGGACACCUCUCUAAUCCGGACACUUUGCUCUGUUCCACUGGUGUCCGUAUUCGAGAGGUUCGACUCUACUGACUGAAUUCUGUGAUUUCAAAAGGACUAUAAUAAAGUGGUAAUAUUUUAUUGAACGUCAUGUUGUUCAAUUUUGGUCUGAAAAUUAAUCAUAAUUGUGAUUUCAAAUCAAACUUGCACUGCUAGCUUGUCCGAUUUUGAAAUCGUGUAUGAUAUCAGACCAAAUUGCACUCCACUCAGUUCAAUUACCAUUGAUCUCACAAUUGUUAUCAGCUAUUGGUUUAUUGAUUAACUAUGCCUGGAACAGGGCCUGAACAAUGGAUGAAACUGAUGAUUGAUGACAGAAUAUUGAUAUGGAUCAAUUUAAGAUUGAUAUUAAAAUUAAUAGACAAUCAAUCGUGAAAGUUUUUGGUAUGAAGGAUUGUCACUAAUUAUCUAUUUUAUUGACAAUAAUCAAUGUGAAUCAAUCAAUAGUAAUGACAUUGAUUUUCAUUGGUUAUCAAUUUUACUGAUUAAUGAUACAGUCAAACAUUUUGGUUAUUAAUUUCAUUGAUUACCAGCUCAGUUGCACAUUUUGAUGCCAUUGGUUUUUAUUUGAGUUAGCAAGCAGCAAUAAUUAUGUGAACAUCAGUUGUAUAACUUAUGUACAUACACUUAGGCUGGGAGUUUUACUUUUCAACUUAGCAUGACAGGAUGUUUGUCUAAAAAAAUUUACAAGGCAUAAAAACAUACCAACGGAUUUCUGUUUAACAGUGUUCAAUCUAGGCCACGUUUUUGCAUCUAUCCUAUUCAGACGCAAAAUGAAAUUAUCGUGGAGUCAUACUGAUGCAAAAAAAGUUACCUCAUAUAUAAGUACAUGUACUUCCAAAGCAGCAGGCAACAAUUAAAGUAUUUUAAAGCAAUAGGUGUGCUUAAUAGCCUGAAAUGAGUGCGGAAAAUGACUGUCAUUUCAGCCUAUGUGCUUACGAAUAGUUUUUGUGUCAGGUGCCGUUCCAGGCAAUUCCAGGAGAGACUGGAGUGUACAUUUUGACUUUCCCUCAUACGUUGCUUUGCCGAUUGAUUCAUGCUUCAUUUGUUGACGUUCUUCUGUUUUCAUUUCAUUAUGAAAUGACAACAAAAGUUAUUUUCAUUUUUAACACCAACGAGAAUGUCAGUUGAGCCUGAAAAGCAUGAAGAUGGGCUGGAUAAGGAUGGUGGUGAAACUGGAGAAGUCAGUUUGAUGAUGUCAGUUGAUGUUCGAAGUUUCAAUAUCAUAGUUUGACCCGGGCCAUUUUGAAAUGACCCAUUAAAAUGUGAUGUGGGACAUACAUUUGUUAUAUAAACACCAAUGAAAUACCAAGUGAGCUCUUGUGCAAAAGCUUGAUAUUUUCACAUGUGAAAAUAACAUGUUAUCUUCACAUGUGAAAAUAUCACCGUUGCUAUGGCUUCAUAAUAAACUGCACCUUUCAGACCAAAAAACUAUUUAAUUAAAAUGGUUUGGUAUUUCAUUGGUGUUUAUAUAAUAAAUAGAACAUUACAUGGUCACUUGGAGAUACGAAAAAUUUCUCUUCUUGUGUUGAAAAAAAUAUUUCACUCGUUCGCGCAAUAUUUUUUAACACUCGAAGAGAAAUUUCGUAUCCCUGCGUGGCCAUGUAAUAUCCUCUAUGUAUGUCCCACCUUGAAUAAUUUCUAGAUUGAACACUGGUUUAAGAAAACCAACCCCCAUAGGUUUGCAUUAAGGAAAGAAAUAGGACACUAAGAAAAUAAUAGUUUGCUGAAAAUGAAUGCAGAAUGUCUGACUGUGAUUCUUGGGUACAAGAUUUUAGCCAAUCAGAAUCAGGAAAAUAUUUUGAAUGAAUAAUAACAGAAAUUAAUCAAUUGUUAUUGAUUAAUUGAUUGAUUUUCUGAUUGUAAAAUGUAAAAACAAAAUAUAAAUUAAACAGAACUCUUAAGAGCAGAUGAAAAAUUUCCUGGAAAAAGUUGUCCACCACCAGAGGUAGUUUCUCUGUUCCAUUUCCAAAAUUAUUGUUAUUUGCAAUCCCACGUAGCUAAGGAGUAAUCAACAUUCGAUCAAAAUGUAAAUUAAACCUUUGUUUCAAUUUUCUCUUGGUUUGUUUGGUCAGAUUAGCAAAAUGGAAAGCACCGGUAAAAUGCAAAGCUCAGCAAAUGGCAAAACACAAUAGGCCACUUCUGAGUUCCAAAAACCCUCACUUUCAGAGUGAGGCCAAGUGCUCAACCUUGCUUGUGAAAAUGAGUAUUAUUUGCAUGAAAAUGAAAAAUCAUUUCCAUAUCAAAGGCUGAGCACCUUACCUCGUUUUGAUACAGGGGCCUUGGGGGAACUCAGAAAUGGCCUACAUGUAUUACUGAUAUUGGGUGACCCAUGAUGGGGCCUGAAGUCAUUCAACAGUGCUUGGAGUUGCACUAAAUAAAAUAUAACUUACCUUUACAUGGCUUACGUGUAUACUAUAUAUAUAUUUUUUUGAACACACUGUUGUUUACACUAAGGCAUUCUCUCUGAUGCCAUUUAUUUCUACACAUUUAAUAGUCUACGUGACAUCCAAGGAGCAAAUCAUAGCUUUUAAGAAUUGUGUCAAACAUUAUUAGCUUAUCCCAUAUCAAUAUAUUUGUCUUGGCUCUUACUGUAAAUUACAGCAUUCUCAUUUUUCCUCUUUGAUUUAUGGACCUCAAACUUGGCUAAUAAGAGUCUUCUUCUUAAUACCAGGUACUCUUAUUUGACUAGACACGUUUAAUUUCAGUGUUCUUUCCUGUAUUACACAGUCAUCUCCAGAGGCCAUGUGCUGCCUUUUUAAAAAUGGAGAAAGAUAGGAAAUUUGGGUUGACUUAAAACUGAAAAGCAUGUUGAGGUAGCAGGAGCACGGAAGACAGGGAGGGAGUGCACUUUAUAGCAUCUCGAAUGACAUCUAUUAAUAUUUUUUUGUCUUCACCCCAAGUUACAGCCGAAGUUACAACUCAAGUAAGACCCUCUUAAAGUACUGAUAAUAAAAGAGCACAUUCAGACAGUAAUCAUCACAGUUGCCAUUAUUGAUUGGGGAUGAGAGAUUCCUUCCUGUGUUAAAAUUUGCAAUCACAGUAACAUAAAUGGGCUAUCAUCAUGAAGACAUCGUUUAUAGAAAUAUUUUGUUCGCCAAAAUGUUUAUCUAGAAUAUUACAGUUUUUAUUACUGUACAUAUUUAGUGCGAUAUACAUAAUAUUAACAUUAUUUCUCUUAAAUUUCAGCUUCUUAGGCAAUGUAAAGACUGUGCUGAUUCACAGCAUAACCCCCCAGAACUAAGUAUGCAGUCUGCUGAGCAAUCAAUGGACAUCUUGGUGGAGAAAAGUGAACAGUCCUAUGGCCAACAUCCAUUGGCAAUUCGUCAGCCUAUUUUCUUUUCAGAAGAAAUGCUCAGUAAAUUUGAUUGGUCUCCAACAGCAAUGAUUUACCUUCAAGCAUUCAAGCUGGUAAAAGAAGGCUUUAAGAUCCUUCACGAGAGUAACUAUACUGAUGUAAAAGGGAUCUCUCUUAUAGCCUAUGGGUACUUGACCGAGAAUACUAUCCUUCAAGCAUUCCCUCUGGAACGUCCUCUUUUGUCCAAGAUCUUUCAUCUCUGUGAGAAGAACUUGACAACUAAUGCACAUUUUUUUGAAGGUGUUCUUUUGUCCUGUACCUGGUGUCAUUUUCAACCUAAUAUUUCAAUGGAAAGUUCCAAAAUUGAGAUGAAAAGGGCAACAUGUCUACUUAACUUGAUCCACUUUAUCCGAAAAGUUGAACCCAACAGCUCCCCUUGCAAAAAUCCCUUUGAGUUUGACAAAAACUAUAGUAGCUGGCUUCACGUAUUGUAUUGGAUUUUGGCAUCAACAUAUGUCAUUUGUGGAGCUCUUGAAAAGGCAGCUCAGGCUUCUGAAAAUUCUUUGCUUUGCUGUCCAUCCUAUUAUCCAUCCAAGCAAUUGCUGGGGUAUGCCUUAAUGAGACUUUCAUACCCAGAAGAAGACGAUUCCAACGCAGAAAUAUUUCCAGAAUUGGUGCCUAUUGACGCAGAUAAAAGACAAAUGACGAAAUAUGCUUCUUGGACGACUAGUUUGUUGCGAAACACUGCCUCAAAGGUGUUAAACGAGUAUCUAGUUGAAGCCCCAUCAUGUAAUAAAUCAUAUCCGAAUGUUUAUUAUUAUCUUGCACGUCUUGCCUUUACUGAUCAACACACUGAAGAAUUCCAGAAGUAUUAUGAACUUGGCCAAGAUGCUGAGGAAAAAAGACUCCCUUUUUUUGAUCCAGUUCGUCUUCCCUUGAAAGACUCGAUGACUCCUGUUUAUCAGGUACUACCUGAAAUUGGAACAGUGGCCAAUUGUGGCUAUAAAGCGUGCACUAAGAAGGUCAAGGAUAUAAAACUGAAGUCAUGUGGUGCUUGUGGGGUCCAACAAUACUGCAGCAAGUACGUACAAAUGUAUAACCAACAAAUACAAUAUUUAUGUAAGCAUUGCAGUUUUAGUUGAUUUCAUGCAGCGAUUUAGUUUUAGUAAAACUUUUGUUAUCUAUUUGGGGAGGGUGGGCCGGGGUAUUUUCGAAUUUUUUUGCGAAAAAAGCCGUGGCCCUCCCACUUCCUGGAACAGAUUAAUGAAUGAACCUUUAGAAAUACCUAAACAAAAACAUCUGACCCUCCCCCACCCCCCUACCUUUCCAAGACAAAAAUAACCGGAAGUGAAAAUAACAAACUGGAAGUGUUACUCAUAUAACCACGUUCAUCUGCGCACAAAGUAGUUAAUUGCGUGGCGUGUGAUUGUACGGUGAAAACUUGAAAAUUGGCAAUGAUGUAUACAAGGAAUUGAAAGAGGGAAAUUUGCUUGUCGGUGAAUGCGAGGAUUUCAUGAGGUCAGAUAGAGCAACUUGUGGCUAUUGUGGCUGUUUGCCGACUCGCCAUUCUAAAAAGGAUGCCCGCUACUCCUCUGACUCUGUUGGUGGCACGUCGGCUGCGGGAACGAGUGAAAGCGCAAGUCCAGAGAAGUGGAAAGAUGAAGACCUAGGGUGGUUCCCGAACCCAAAGGGCGAAUAUACUGAAUUGUCAAAUAGUAUUCUGCCAAAAUUCUACCUGUCUUUUUGAACCACUUGUCCCUACAAGGAACGCUUUCGCCACUGUUUCGUGAUUGAAGGAAAGCGCCAGUGGGUAGGUCGCGAGGCUUUGAAAGCAAUAAAUCACAGAACCCCGCGCGGAAACAUCAAAAUAUGGGCGAAAGUAGACACGGGUCGAGAGAGACAAUUAUGUUAGUUGGGAGAAGAUAGUUUUUGAUACAUAAAUUUUUCGACACCUGUAAAUAAUUUAGAUUAAUCUUGACUGGUAGCUUUGUUUGUAUAUACAAAAUAGAAGUUACAUGGAGUAAUUUUUUUCCCCUCGGAAGCCCCGGCCUACCCACCCCCCCCCUCCCCCCCACACCCACCCAUAAAAAACGUACCUUCCCUUAUUAGGGUAUUUCCUCACAGGAAGAGUAGGCCCUGAGUGGGGAAUCCCCUUAAUAAUGGUGGAUGUGCUCCUCGUAGAGGGUAAAAUUUGUGGAUUGGCUUUGAGAAUAGUAUGAUUGACAAUUUUGACAGUGGAGAUUAGGUUUGUCCUGUUAAGGCAUGAUGACCAUCCAUGAUCAUGACUAGUUGAAACUUAGCAUUUUGAUUUACCUCGAAGGAAAGCAUUAGAUGGUUAAAGAAUAUGAUGCGUACCGUUAGGCUUUGAAAUUGCAAGAAGCUUUUAACAAGUUUGGGAGAGUAACAGUUGUUGUCCUUACCAUUAUUUGCAGAGAGUGUCAGAAAGCUGACUGGAAAAAUCAUAAACCUACUUGCAUUGCUUUUAAACGACUCAAGACACUGUAA
Porites evermanni is the source of this 8964-nucleotide messenger RNA. NCBI's taxonomy places the organism in Eukaryota, Metazoa, Cnidaria, Anthozoa, Scleractinia, Poritidae. The record is from the annotation of a GenBank genome assembly.